Molecule: messenger RNA, 363 nt
Organism: Lasiodiplodia theobromae
Lineage: Eukaryota; Fungi; Ascomycota; Dothideomycetes; Botryosphaeriales; Botryosphaeriaceae
Product: Ribosomal protein mitochondrial
Exons: 2
Coding region: 1-363 (120 amino acids)
Biological process (GO): 2-oxoglutarate metabolic process
Source: RefSeq, a predicted model, not a curated record
AUGUUCUCCGCCACCGCCCGCCGCCUUGCUCAGCGCCAGCCGCUCAUCCGCUUCGUCGGCAAGCACAACCCUCCGGCCCACAUCGACCACACUCCCCGGGCUCACCCGGCCGCUCCCUCCCAGUCCCUGCCGGACUCCUUCGCCAGCUACCGCCAGAAGGCUCAGCAGCACGGCCCCCUCAACAAGCGCACCUUUUCCAGCGGCGCCAUUGGCAGCCAGCCCGGCUCUGCCCUCGGCUCCGUCCAGCCUGGCAAGGGCGAGUUCUUCGACCGCAGCGAGCUUCCUCCCCGCUUCGGCCGCCUGAGGUGGAGCGCGGCUGAGAUCGAGGCCGUCGAGUCCGGCGGUGCCAGCCUCUUCGCAUGA